Molecule: messenger RNA, 2269 nt
Organism: Fomitopsis serialis
Lineage: Eukaryota; Fungi; Basidiomycota; Agaricomycetes; Polyporales; Fomitopsidaceae
Product: kinase-like domain-containing protein
Exons: 7
Coding region: 240-2039 (599 amino acids)
Biological process (GO): intracellular signal transduction; protein phosphorylation
Cellular component (GO): cytoplasm
Molecular function (GO): protein serine/threonine kinase activity; ATP binding
Source: RefSeq, a predicted model, not a curated record
GGAUGCGCAGAGCAGGGUGAGAGUAAGAGGGAGGAGGGAGACGGUUGGACCUUUAAGCCGGCGUUGAGUAGCACGCGGCCGACGACUUCCCGAUUAGGAUAUCCCGUCCGGGGUAUGAUGACCAAUACGACGCCUCUGAAGUGAUCCCGCCACCUCCUGCUGCUUAAGCUUACCCCGCAUUCGUGUCUCCCUACUUGAUUGGCCACCGACGCACUCGCCAACCCUGCUGCUGUGUCGCCAUGGCGGAGUACAUCUCGGAGACGUUCCCAGCCUCGAAGCUGGGUGAGUACACGGUGAUCGAGGAGAUUGCGGAAGGGACGUUCGGGAAGGUCAAGAGUGAGUACCGCUCGAGUGUCAUCGCGGUGGACUGGACUGAAUGGGUGGUCCCAGUGGCGCUGCAUACGAUCACUGGACACAAGGUUGCUAUGAAGUUCAUCUCGAAACAGGUCAUCGCGGCGACCAAGACGAAGAAUCGCGUCCAGCGCGAAGUCGAGUACAUGAGGAUGCUUCGGCAUCCGCACAUCAUCAAACUUUACGAGGUCAUCUCAACACCCACCGACAUCAUCAUCGUCCUCGAGUAUGCAGGCGGCGAGCUCUUCAACUACAUCGUCGAGCACGGCCGGAUGCCCGAGCAUAAAGCGCGACGGUUCUUCCAGCAGAUCAUCUCCGGCAUCGACUACUCCCACCACCUCAAGAUCGUCCACCGUGACCUCAAACCCGAGAACGUCCUCCUCGACGCCGACCAGAACGUGAAGAUCGCCGACUUCGGGCUGUCGAACGAGAUCAAGGACGGCGACUUCCUCAAGACGAGCUGCGGGAGCCCGAACUACGCCGCGCCGGAGGUCAUCCGCGGCGGCUUGUACACAGGCCCAGAGAUCGACGUUUGGAGCUGCGGUGUGAUCUUAUAUGUCAUGCUCUGCGGACGGCUACCGUUUGAGGAUGAGGACGUGACAUCCUUGUUCACUAAAAUCAGCCAGGGCGUCUACACUAUGCCCAUUCACCUAUCUCCCGACGCGCAGAGCCUCAUCUCACGGAUGCUCGCGGUCGACCCCGUCAAGCGGAUAACCGUCCCUGAGAUCCUCCAGCACCCCUUCUAUAAAACCGAGCUACCGCGUUACCUCCAACCCCUACCGCCGAAACCGGCUGUCCUACCAACGCUGGCGUCCCUCGUCACGCCGCCGGUGAAGGCACUCGACUUUGAGAUCAUCGAUGGUCUGGGGAGGGUCGAAGAGGAUGUUGUAGAUGAACUCACGGCCAGGAUGGAGGGCGUAGACAAGGAGGACGUCUGGGAGUCGCUGAGGAGAGAUGACGGUCCGCAGGGCAAUGCGGUGAAGCCACGAAACUUGCUGUCACCUAGUGCGCUCUCUCCGGGGCCUCCCGAUCUCGAAGAAAAUCCGUUCGACAACGAAUUCGGCGGGUACGACGAAGACGAUAUGGAUGACGGACUCGACUUCUCUACACCGCAAGAAGCGGAGGUCAACAACUUCGCUGUGCUCAACUCUUCCCUGCCCGAUCAGCUUCCCGAACAGCACCAUCUCGCGUCCUACGCUUCCGCCAAACGGCUGCCUUUCAAAGAGAAGAAGCAGCACCGGACGAAGUGGCAUUUUGGCAUACGAAGCAGGAGUCCGCCGAUGGAGGUGAUGCUCGAGAUCUACCGGACGCUGAAGACCAUCGGGAUGGAGUGGAAGGCGAAGAAGGACCUGGGCGGGCUCGGUGGCGCGCAUAUCGAGCGGAAUAGAGAGCUGGACUCGCCGCACUACGUUGAUCUGCGUGCGGCGUCGUCGAUAUAUUUCAUCGAAUCACGGGCAAGAGUCCAGGACGUCGUGGUUCUGAUGAACCUCCAGCUGUAUAUGGUCGACUCCAUCAAUUACCUCGUCGACUUCCACCACAAGAAGACGUAUACAGCCGAGACGGCGUCGCUCGAGUCCAGUCGGUCCCUGAAGGAGAUCAACAUCAAGGAGGACGAGGUCGUCUCGCCGUUCGUAUUCAUGGACGUCGCAUGUAGAUUGAUUCUGGAGCUCGCGGGCGGCGGGGAGUAGGCUGUCUCUUGGGAUCUUUAGUGCGCGUAUUUGCUUUCGAUGUCGUCUGUGCUAUGCCUGCGCUGCUUAUUUUUGGUUACCCCCGCAUUUGUAGCUCUGUUCUGGUGGUUGGGAUGUAAGAGUACGGCAAAGAAGUCAUCACUAGCUAUGUACGAUGCCACUAAUGCGAUGGCGUUGAUCGCGAGCAACCGAUGCACGGUGCGAUGUGAGAAGACCAUCGGAUAAAUCUA